UACUCGUUAACGGUUGUUCCUCGUUCUUUCCCUCCUCCGGUCGUCGAUUCUCUAUUUUUCUUGUUUAAACCCUCUUUUCUUCUUCUUCCGCUGCUGCUGUUAUUAUAAAACCUCUGUCGAUCUUUGAAAGUCGUAACAGCAAGAGAACCUCCUCCUCUCGUUCUUUUACACAAUGGCACCCAUAACGAAGUACAUCGCUCUCUUCUCUCUUGCCCUCUCAGCAUCUGCUCUCACCAACCCCCAUAUCUCAAACAACGUUUUCAAUCACCGCCGUGCAGUUGCUCGCGUCGCCGUACAAGCAGUUACUCCCCCAGUCGCUGCUCCUGCGACUCCCCAGCGUAAACGUUCCUUAAACAAACGUUGCGUUCCCAAACCAUCUGGUAACUCUACUAGUACUGCAGUAUCAUCCUUCGCCACCUCUGCUCCUGCCACAAGCGUACCGUUCAACGUUGCUCCCUCCCCCGUCAUUCCUACCACCUUUUCUCAGGUAGUCUCACCGUCCCCAAUAAUCCAGUCCCCUUCCUCGUCCUCAUCCUCGUCCUAUGUUGCCCCUCAGGCUCCCGAGCAGACCCCGACCCCAACUCCUACACCCACACCUUCCCCAACUCCUACACCCACACCUUCCUCAUCUUCCACUAGCCAGGCUCCUGUCCAGACCACUUCUACAUCUAGUAGUAGUUCGUCGAGCAAUCCCAGCUACCUGAGUGGCACUCAGAGCGGACAAGGAACUUACUACGCGACUGGUCUUGGCGCAUGUGGUAUCACAAACACCGAUACUGAUUACAUUGCUGCUGUCUCGGAGUUGUUGUUCGACACCUACCCUGGCUACAAUGGCGUGAACCCCAACGACAACCCUGUGUGCAACAAGAAGGUCAUGGCUAUGUAUGAGGGCAAGAGUGUCACGGUGACCAUCACAGACCGGUGCACGGGCUGUCAAAUUGGUGACCUCGACUUCUCACCCUCUGCGUUCACCUCAUUGGCUUCUGAGUCAUUGGGACGCAUCGAUAUCACGUGGGUCUGGGUCUAAGCAUUUCGCUCUCGUUAUGCCUUCAUGCUUUCGCGACCAAUGGGCCUUAAAGCCUCCGACAUUUUUUUAUUCAUUAUUCUCGCAGUUAAUACUUCAAGCUAUAUAUAUCCCUUCCCGACAGGCUUCGCGCCAGACGCCUCUCUGCGAGAGCUUGGGAAGCGCUGUCGGUUUCACUCAUUUCAUAUACCCACACACUCACGCGUGCUACGUACUUACGAUCACUGGAUGAUUCCUACAUACUUAGUUGAUGGGUCGGUGGAAUGAGUGGUUGUUGCUUGCUUGCUUGGGUCUUGCAGCGCUUUUCAUCUUGAUAUUAAGCUGUGGUAGAAAAUCUUAUUGUGCACCUUGUAAUGCAAAUGGAAUAUAGAGUUUGUCGUCUGGAUGUACAAUGUGCAUGCUAAACUUGUUAUGUGCACAAUGUGCGUGGUGACAGCCAUCUUAUCG
Suillus paluster is the source of this 1471-nucleotide messenger RNA. RefSeq names its product RlpA-like double-psi beta-barrel-protein domain-containing protein-containing protein. The record is from RefSeq and is a predicted model, not a curated record. The coding region runs from base 173 to 1027 and encodes 284 amino acids. NCBI's taxonomy places the organism in Eukaryota, Fungi, Basidiomycota, Agaricomycetes, Boletales, Suillaceae. The transcript has 4 exons.